Molecule: messenger RNA, 339 nt
Organism: Ogataea parapolymorpha DL-1
Lineage: Eukaryota; Fungi; Ascomycota; Pichiomycetes; Pichiales; Pichiaceae
Exons: 1
Coding region: 1-339 (112 amino acids)
Biological process (GO): mitochondrial proton-transporting ATP synthase complex assembly
Cellular component (GO): mitochondrial matrix
Source: RefSeq, a predicted model, not a curated record
AUGCUGAAGAAGCAGGAUGCCCUGAUACAAUACAAGAGAUUGCAGUACGUCCGGUCUGGCAAGGUGCUCAGUCCGGAGGAGGAUGCUAGACUCGUGGACGAAGUCAAGAAAAGUACACAAGUUACCAUGCCAAAGGUCGAUAUCGGUAUGGUGAAAGCGAUGGAUUCGGACAAACUGACGCCAAAACAGCUAGAACACCUUAAAAACAUGGCCACCUUCGUUAAAAGCCAGAGAGAAUACGUCGAGCUACUCGAAAGAUAUAACCCGGGAAUCAGCAUGAAGCAGACGGAUAAGGUGCGCAAGACGGCCAGAAGAGUCGGAUUGGAAGUUCCCGAGUGA